AGAAGACGAAGGGGGCGUCUCCCCAGCUCCUGCGGCGUUGGUGGCGAGCUAAGGUGGAGGCAAGCAGCGGCGGCGGCGGCGACGGCGACGGCGACAGUGGCGGCAGUGCCAUGGCGGGGCUCGCAGGUAUCGUGGCGUCGCCCGCCUGGGCAGGGAUCCCUGCUGCCUUGGUGAUCCCGGGCUGACAGCCAGAGAGCACAGCGGCUCAGCUCCUGGAGAGAGAGUCGAAGAGAGCGAAGGGCAGCCACCUGUGCCUGCUGGCUCCCAUUAGGUCGGUUCCUGCAGCGGUGCCUGGCAGCCUUGGUGAAGGCCCUGCCCGGCAGAGAUCAUGUAUUGCCUCCAGUGGCUGCUGCCCGUCCUCCUCAUCCCCAAGCCCCUCAACCCCGCUCUGUGGUUCAGCCACUCCAUGUUCAUGGGCUUCUACCUGCUCAGCUUCCUCCUGGAACGGAAACCUUGCACAAUAUGUGCCUUGGUUUUCCUGGCAGCCCUCUUUCUCAUCUGCUAUAGCUGCUGGGGAAAUUGUUUCCUGUACCACUGCUCCGAUUCCCCACUUCCAGAAUCAGCCCAUGACCCCGGUGUUGUGGGCACCUAACGUCUGCCGAGAUAGCUUGCCAAGGAAGCAGAAGACGGGAGGGGAGGCAUUGACAUAGGUCAUAAAGCAUUGGAGUUUCAAAUCCCGCAGCCCUGCGGGUACCACAUUCCUAAUGGAACCUUUUGGCCUGUGAUGUUUUAUCCUUACAAUGUGAAUAAUGGCACUGAUCGGUGCUUCUAUUGUAGAGUCCUGUAGUCGUGGGUGGUCUUAUGGUUGUGCGUUCUGUCACCAUCUGAGUCCCGGCUGACGGAUUGACCUACCCCCUUGCUCAUUGAUUUGGGGAAUUUAUACCCUUGAUAUGACCUGUGUGGAUACAGUGUAGUCUCAAUGUCACCUCCAUAACCCUUCCUCGUCAAGACCUUCCUUGCUUCCUCCUUAAGUCUCUUUCCCUGUUUUCCCCUUGGUUCUCUCCCACCUCUUUCCUUUUUGGGGGAGCACCUGUCCAAGACAGGGCUUGAUUUUGCACUUAUCUCAAAUUUGAAGAGAUUGCUGAUGCCCGAGAGCCUCGCUUUUUCAUCCUUCGUUCCCUGUUGAGAAGGUGAGACGGAAUCAUGUCUCAGCUGCUCGUUGUCUGCAGACCUCCAGUAUUUCCUCUGCCUCAUUUUUAAAGAAAUAAGCGAUGGGGAGAUAUUGCUCUUUGGCCUGGGUAUCCGGGCUCCUGCCUUCCAGCCCAGCCUCUCUCCCUUCGCUCUUCCUCCUGCCCCUCUCAGCCGACCUAAAGGGGCUGUCUCCUGUCUCCAGUGCAUGCUCUUCAGGAGGGAGAUGUGCAGUAUUCUCGUAGACCCAGUGGUCCCUGGCUGAGUGAAUGGGAAAGUAUUACAUUUUUCAUAGCAGCCAUGAUUCCCUUGAUAGGUGUUUGGAUAUUUUUUGAUGUGCCCUGUAUGUGUGUGUGCACUAGUGUCAGUGUGUAUGUACAUGCGUAUGUGUGAGUGUGUGUGUUGUGUGUAUUUACAUACCAAUACAUGUGUAUAUCCCUUUUGAAGAAGCUUUACUGAAUGUGUUCUGAUUUUGAAGUUUAGUAGUAGUAGCUAGCUGUAGUAGGUCCUGCUGCAGUUUUUAUUUAGCAUGGGGAUUGCAGAGCAACCAGCACAGUGGACUCCAAGGUGGUUCAGACAAGACCCAGGGGAGCGAGCGGUCGCCAUCCCCCUCCCACCGGGAGCCUCCUCAUCCCUGCGCACGUAGACUGCACCUUGAAGAUAUGAAGAACACACAGGAGGGAAGAGUUGGUGACUUUGUGCUCGUUUGCUUUUCUCUGCGCAUCAGAAACAAGUGUUUGCAAAUGAGACUUUCUCCUGGCCCUGCCCACUGGGGAUCUGUUCGUCCAGUCGGAAAUGUACCCCCUCCUCCCCCCUCUUGUGUGCAGGGUGGGGGGGGCAGGCACAGGACAGAGCUGGCAGCAGGCUUCUGGGGAGUGGGACUUGAAGGCCACACUUGUGAAACACUCAGACUGCUGUUGUAAAGCUUUUAUUUCUGGUGUGUUCGUUCCACAGCUGUUUGAAAUGUUUAAUAAAGCUUUAUAAACUUUACUUGUGGUUUUAUGUGGCUGCAGUCCAUUUGGGUCAUGGUGUUGGAUUUCUGAGUUGGUGGGGGGCAGGGUGAAGCACACAGGGCUGAGUCCUUGGCGCCAGAGUACCUUAGCUGGGAAAUCUGACCUGUUCUCUGAAGAACAGAUGCUGGAAUUGGGGAGGAGAGCAGGGGGCAGUUCAGGCAGUAAACAGGAGGGAGUCUGGAAGUUUUCAGAGAUGAGACGUUCGCACUUCUCGGCUCCCGUGGCUUCCUGCCUGAGACUGUUUGCUCUAUAGGACUUGGGGAACUGAUCCCUCGAUAAACAACUUGGGACAGCUGGGGCUCUGAUUAUCAAGGAUUUUUAUGGUGCUGCUUUUGAAGUAAAAAUGAGUGAAACCCCUUGUGGCAUUUCAGUUGGAAAAAUAAGUAAGGCUCAUCAUCCACCCAGCACAUCUUAGGUAACACAGAGAGUCCAGCCAGCCCCUUGCUGUAGAUGUGCCCAUGGUACUGUGAGUGUGACCUGGGACAACAUGUCAGUGCCCUGUG
Molecule: messenger RNA, 2644 nt
Organism: Mus pahari (shrew mouse)
Lineage: Eukaryota; Metazoa; Chordata; Mammalia; Rodentia; Muridae
Gene: Blcap
Product: BLCAP apoptosis inducing factor
Exons: 2
Coding region: 329-592 (87 amino acids)
Source: RefSeq, a predicted model, not a curated record